Staurois parvus is the source of this 408-nucleotide messenger RNA. Lineage: Eukaryota; Metazoa; Chordata; Amphibia; Anura; Ranidae. The record is from the annotation of a GenBank genome assembly.
AUGCAGACUGCUUCUACAAACAUUUGUGAAAGACUGUGCAAUAAGUCCGUCCAUGAAAUGUACUUACUACUAAAUAUUCCACGGUCAACUGUUAGUGGUAUUACAACAAAGUGGAAGCAACUGGGAAGAACAGCAACUCAGCCAUUAAGUGGUAGGCCAUGUAAAAUGACAGAGCGGGGUCAGCGCAUGCUGAAGAGCACAGCGUGCAGAAGUCGCCAACUCUCUGCAAAGUCAAUAGCUAAAGACCUCCAAACUUCAUGUGGCCUUCAGAUUAGCACAACAACAGUGCAUAGAGAGCUUCAUGGAAUGGGUUUCCAUGGCCAAACAGCAGCAUCCAAGCCUUACAUCACCAAGUGCAAUGCAAAGCGUCGGAUGCAGUGGUGUAAAGCACGCCGCCACUGGACUCUA